Messenger RNA from Merops nubicus (carmine bee-eater), 2132 nucleotides. It is a transcript of the gene XPO7, whose product is annotated as exportin 7. Gene Ontology annotation, biological process: protein export from nucleus. The record is from RefSeq and is a predicted model, not a curated record. NCBI's taxonomy places the organism in Eukaryota, Metazoa, Chordata, Aves, Coraciiformes, Meropidae. Gene Ontology annotation, cellular component: cytoplasm; nuclear pore. Gene Ontology annotation, molecular function: nuclear export signal receptor activity. The annotation marks the transcript as partial. The transcript has 17 exons.
UUUCCUUGCUGCUUAGGGAUGGUUUGGAGGAUCCACUGGAUGACACUGGCCUUGUGCAACAGCAGCUCGAUCAGCUGUCCACCAUUGGUCGGUGUGAGUAUGAGAAGACCUGUGCUCUGCUCGUGCAGCUCUUCGACCAGUCAGCCCAGUCCUACCAGGAGCUGCUGCAGAGUGCCACUGCCAGCCCCAUGGACGUUGCUGUGCAGGAAGGGCGCCUGACCUGGCUGGUGUACAUCAUCGGGGCGGUGAUCGGGGGCAGGGUCUCCUUCGCCAGCACCGACGAGCAGGACGCCAUGGAUGGAGAGCUGGUUUGUCGAGUGCUGCAGCUGAUGAACCUGACGGACUCGCGCCUGGCGCAGGCUGGCAAUGAGAAGCUGGAGCUGGCCAUGCUGAGCUUCUUCGAGCAGUUCCGCAAGAUCUAUAUUGGAGAUCAGGUGCAGAAGUCUUCCAAGCUGUACCGCCGUCUCUCAGAGGUCCUGGGGCUGAAUGAUGAGACCAUGGUCCUGAGCGUCUUCAUAGGAAAAAUCAUCACCAACUUGAAGUACUGGGGCCGGUGUGAGCCUAUCACCUCCAAGACCCUGCAGCUGCUCAAUGACCUCUCCAUUGGGUACAGCAGCGUUAGGAAGCUGGUGAAGCUCAGUGCUGUCCAGUUCAUGCUGAACAAUCACACGAGUGAGCACUUUUCCUUCCUGGGCAUUAACAAUCAGUCCAACCUGACUGACAUGAGAUGUCGGACUACGUUCUACACUGCACUUGGGCGUCUUCUCAUGGUGGAUUUAGGGGAAGAUGAGGAUCAGUAUGAGCAGUUCAUGCUUCCCCUCACAGCUGCCUUUGAGACCGUGGCACAGAUGUUCAGCACAAACACUUUCAAUGAACAAGAGGCAAAAAGAACUUUGGUUGGUUUGGUGAGAGACCUGAGGGGAAUAGCAUUUGCCUUCAAUGCCAAGACCAGCUUCAUGAUGCUGUUUGAGUGGAUCUACCCCUCCUACAUGCCAAUCCUCCAGCGGGCAAUUGAGCUCUGGUACCAUGACCCAGCCUGCACUACACCCGUCCUCAAACUCAUGGCUGAGCUGGUACAUAAUAGGUCCCAACGGCUGCAGUUCGACGUGUCCUCACCCAAUGGCAUCCUGCUCUUCAGAGAAACCAGUAAAAUGAUAACUACAUAUGGAAAUCGUAUCCUAACGCUUGGGGAGGUCCCAAAGGAUCAAGUCUAUGCCUUGAAGCUCAAGGGGAUUUCCAUCUGCUUCUCUAUGCUGAAGGCUGCACUGAGUGGGAGCUACGUCAACUUUGGGGUCUUCCGACUGUAUGGGGAUGAUGCACUGGACAAUGCCUUGCAAACCUUUAUCAAGCUUCUGCUUUCCAUCCCCCACAGUGACCUUCUGGAUUAUCCCAAGCUCAGCCAGUCGUAUUAUUCCUUGCUGGAAGUUCUUACCCAGGACCACAUGAACUUUAUAGCCAGUCUGGAGCCUCAUGUAAUCAUGUAUAUUCUCUCUUCCAUUUCAGAAGGCCUCACUGCACUAGACACCAUGGUUUGCACAGGCUGCUGCUCCUGUUUGGACCACAUUGUCACCUAUCUCUUCAAGCAACUGUCUCGCAGCACCAAGAAGAGGAGCACCCCCCUGACCCAGGAGAGCGACCGCUUCCUGCACAUCAUGCAGCAGCACCCCGAGAUGAUCCAGCAGAUGCUGUCAACAGUGCUGAACAUCAUCAUCUUCGAGGACUGCAGGAACCAGUGGUCCAUGUCUCGACCUCUGCUCGGCUUGAUACUGCUCAAUGAAAAGUAUUUCUCUGACUUGAGGAACAGUAUAGUGAACAGCCAGCCUCCUGAGAAGCAGCAGGCCAUGCACCUCUGCUUUGAGAACCUCAUGGAGGGCAUCGAACGCAACCUCCUAACCAAGAACAGGGACAGGUUCACCCAAAACCUGUCAGCAUUCAGGAGGGAGGUGAACGACUCCAUGAAGAACUCCACCUACGGCGUCAACAGCAACGACAUGAUGAGCUGACGUCUCCCAGCGCCGCCUGUACAGAAGCAGCAUCUCUUUGGCCUGGCCCACGGGGGGGUCCCGUUUCUGAGGGAAAGAUGAAGAGAAAGAGGAACGUUUCUCAUCCCUGCUCUUCCCCAGGGCCGUGCU